GCGACACCACCAGCAUCGCUAUUCGCCAGUGUCGGCGGCUUAAAAGGGCGUCGUGCGAAGAGGCUCGAGCGCCGUAAGUCUACGUGAAGACGUUGUCUCACAGCCGCCAUCAGCCAGCCAUAAGGCACAUCCGUAACAUCCUUUCGCUGUCUUUCCCAAGGUAUCCAUCAGCUCCUUCCUUCAAGCUGGAAACCUCAAGUACAUGUCCUCGGAAUUGCUUGCAUUAAAUAGGCAGGGUACAAUCAAAAAGAUGACCGUCACCUCUUUUGCAUCGGCUUUUGCGAAGAGCUCAAACACUAGCAUACCACCUCAUGCGUUCGUAACGCUACUCACCACCGACGCGUACCUUCCCGGCGCUCUCGUUCUCGCACACUCAUUGCGCAAGCACCAUCCAUGGCCUGACGCCUCUGCUCCUGCUACGUUGGCAUCAACGUCAUCAAAAUCGCAAUUGCCACCGCCACGUUCUCAGCCGUACCACCUGGUAUGCCUAUGCACACCCGCCACGCUGCGCGUACAGACGAUAAAAGCGCUCCGCCAGGCAUUUGACGUCGUCAUUGGCGUUGAACCGCUCUCCUUUGCUGGUAUCGUGCGGGAUCGCGUCGAAGAGGAACGGACCACAGCGGCUGCCGCAUCAGCGAGUAGAGGAUCGCCGGGUACUGAGAAAGAUGCAGACGCUUGGAAGUAUGAAGAGAGCGCCAGGUCGAAACGGAGAGUGAGGGAGCUGGCAGAGCAGAAUCUCGCUCUACUCGGCCGACCGGAUCUUGGCGAAUCACGCGGGUCUGCUCUGACGAAGCUCCACCUAUGGCGGCUGACUGCGUAUCGCCGGGUGGUGUACCUCGAUGCCGAUAUGCUUGUUCUUGGCAAUCUCUCUGCGCUUUUCUUCGAUUUAUCUUCCUCGAACUCGAACUCAUUAUCGUCAGCUUACCCCUCUGACUCUGGUUCAAAUGGAACCGCAAGUUCGAGCCGUUGCGCACCAAUCUUAGCUGCCGCACCUGAUAUUGGCUGGCCUGAUGCCUUUAAUAGCGGCCUGCUGGCUCUGCAGCCGAGCCUCGAUACGUUCGCUGCGCUCAUAGACUUUGCCGUCGACAACGGCAGCUGGGACGGUGCGGAUCAGGGCUUGCUCAACGAUUUCUUCGGGGAGGCGCUAGAUGGAAGCAACAGCAACAGCACAUGUAAUGGGGAAGAGGCAGGUGCUCGGCGCGAGUGGGGGAGUUGGACGAAUGGCCUAGAUGGGUGGAGCGGGCCUGGGUGGAAAAGGCUCAGUUUCAAGUACAACGUAACUCCUAACGGUGGCUACACGUAUGCGCCUGCCUAUCAACGCUACGGAAAAUCCAUUCUAGCUGCACAUUUCAUCGGUUCGCACAAACCCUGGUCGCAAGUGCGUGCUGCAGCGCGGCAGCCGGCGAUAUCAGAUGGACAGCAACAGAGAGCGCCCCCUACGAACGACUACAACUCGCUUUUAACGCAAUGGCAUGACGUCUUCGAAGAGCACUAUGGCGGUGCCAAUAAUGGCCAGGAGAAGGAGAGCUGGGAAAGCACAUACGAUGUCAUGCACACUGACAAGGGCGUAGAAGUCGUCGAGCGCGCAGUGCGUAGGACCACCGCUACGCGCUUUGUGGUUCCUACCUAUGAGGCUGUAUGGGAUUCGUUGGGUGUUCGGGAUUCUUGCGACCGAGAAGGCCCAAGAGAUGGAGCUAGUGCUGGUGCACGCAGCCUCGACGACCUGAAGACUAUCUUCGCUGCAGGAGCUGCGCAAGGAGGGACACAGGAGCAAAAAUGGGGCGGCAUGUCCGUCAUUUACCUCGGCAACGAUGUUGCUGCAUAUUCUGCGCGAGCUGCGGGCGAAGCCUUUUACUUCUCCAUGCCGGUCCAAGGAAGACUCAGCCUUAUUCCGCCGCCGGCUUUGCCGUGGAUUGAAGAGGAGAAACGAGCGAUGGACAGCGAAGAGGCGCAGAGGGUGCAAGACUUUGCGAUGCAGCGCUGUCUCACGCCGGAGCAGGAGCGCGCUUUGGCUACAGGGCGUGUGGAGAGUGAGAUGGAGCGAAAGCAGCAGUCUCCGAACGAGGUGCAAGACGAUGCCACGCCGCCGUUAUGGUCUCCGCCUCAGUCCACGUGGAACCCGGCGCUGGCGCCGCCGCCGGCCACGUCUGGCGAAGAGUCUUAUCAGAUGCGUCACCCUCCCGACGCAUACUACUCCAAUGUCUGGGAUGAGCCGCACUCUCGCUCACAUACCCAAUCUUCUUCGGGCGGAUCAGCGACAAGCAAAGAUGAUUUCUUCCCGACGCGUCGAGUGGCUGAUGAGCGCAUCCCAGAUCUGUUGCAGCGUCAAGGCUUGUUCCAGCAUCUUGGCAACGAUCGGCCGGACCCGACGCGCGUCAAACCUGUUUUUCCAUGGGAGGAAGCGGGUCAUGCGAGCCAUGCUCCGUCGCGCGUCUUCCCCGACGAGCCGCACUUCUCGUCCUGGUCUUCCGCGUCGAAUAGUUCAGUCGCGCCAUCUGGCUCUCAGCCGCAGCAACAGCAGCAACUGCCCGCCAGUUCGCCGCCGACCGGGGCGCUAGGCUUCCAUCGCGGUUUGCCUGCCAACAUCAUGUUCGCCAAUGCAUGGGAUGAGGAUCCUUCCAUUGGCAGGUACGCUGAGCACGUGCGCCAGCGUACUCGAGGCGCCUCUCCGGCCGCCAGCAGCGCUAACGCUGGAUCGACUGGGCUGGGCGGGAGUACAAGUGGCAGUGAUCGGCAGCGCAAUAGCACCAACUUGAUGCGCUCGCGUUCCACGACGACUGCGGCAACGAGCCCGUCAUACGCGGACUUGGACACUGCUGAAGGGCAGGAUGAUGAAGGUGAUGACGAGUCUUCUGAUGGAGAGGGGGUUGUCGACGACGAUGACGAUUCGGAUGAUGAAGGCCUUGAUGCUGCUCAAGCUCCUCAGCCUGGAGCAGCGAUAGGACGCCGCAAAUCAUGGCGCAAGCAGGCACCCAGUGCGGACUAUCAUCGCAAAGCCGAAGCGUACGGUCAUGGCCACCACUCUGCCCUCUCUAGUCCGCGUUCAGCACGAUUGGCCACGCUCGAUGCGUCUCCGACCUCAUCCUCCGCCCGGCCGAUUCCUGGUCAUGGCAGAUCGCACCGCGCAAGGAGUGAGGCAGACAAAGGUGCCUAUUAUGGUCGGCCGGGCAGCGACAACUUGAGCGCCAGUGCAGAUGGAAGCGGAAGCGGAAGUGCCAGCGGCGCGAGCUCCGCCUCGGGGGGAAGUUCUCCCACGCAUCGUGGCGGUGUCGGCUCCGUCUCCAGUCUCAGCAGCGUCAUCCUUGCCAGCUCCAGUCCGCAAUUCACACGCGCAGAACUCAAGCAGAUGCAAAGGACAAAUGCGCAGGCACGGAGCUUCCUGCCAUGAGCGCUUCUCAUGCCUUGAACUAUCUGUAGUGUCAUAUUCUCAAAAUGUCC
Messenger RNA from Tilletiaria anomala UBC 951, 3438 nucleotides. Its product is annotated as glycosyltransferase family 8 protein. Lineage: Eukaryota; Fungi; Basidiomycota; Exobasidiomycetes; Georgefischeriales; Tilletiariaceae. The record is from RefSeq and is a predicted model, not a curated record. The transcript has 4 exons. Gene Ontology annotation, cellular component: cytoplasm. Gene Ontology annotation, molecular function: glycosyltransferase activity. Bases 251 to 3388 code for a protein of 1045 amino acids.